This is a messenger RNA of Trichoplusia ni (cabbage looper), 1340 nucleotides long. RefSeq lists its product as uncharacterized. Bases 571 to 1326 code for a protein of 251 amino acids. Gene Ontology annotation, biological process: regulation of transcription by RNA polymerase II. Gene Ontology annotation, cellular component: nucleus; transcription regulator complex. The transcript is spliced from 2 exons. The record is from RefSeq and is a predicted model, not a curated record. Lineage: Eukaryota; Metazoa; Arthropoda; Insecta; Lepidoptera; Noctuidae. Gene Ontology annotation, molecular function: DNA binding.
UCGUGGUACGAUAAUAGUGGAUUCGAACCGGCACCACUCGGAUAAGCCGAUCAACAAACCUACCUACACCAGACUUAAAUUAUGUUUUUACGCUUGAAAAUGACACCUGCGUCAUAGAACUCAGCUAGUCAACAAAGACUACUCAGCAUUUUAACUAAACUUCAAGGCAAAUCGUGUUCAGAAUAACGUGCGCAAUAUUGCAUAAGGAUUUCACAAUAUAGGUAUCAAUACAAGUUGUUUAUCAAAACAUUACCAUUAGGUUCAAAAUCAAAUAAAUCAUUUAAAUAAGUGCAGUAAAGUAUUGUUUUAUUUGCAAUAACAUUACGCAAUACAACAUGCAAUCUGGGUGAGUUAAAGUCAUCGACCGUCGUUCGGCAGGUGUGCGCGCAAUACUGGCCUCUGAUUGGUCGAGAGCCGAACGGAGAAACAGCCACGCAAUAUUGCCGCCAUAUUAUGUUUCGAGUAUAACACAGUUUGUGUUGCGACGCAGUUGCCAGUUGCGCAUUCAACUUCAAGCGAGACGGAUGUCGAAUUAAAUUAAUUGAUACUAAAAAAUAAAUUCAACAAAAUAUGGAAGGAAAAUACGACUUGUUUACAAGAGUGAGUGAUCGGAGGGACAUAGUGGAUUUUGUGAAGGAAGUCGAGAAAUAUCCGUGUUUGUAUGACAAAACUUUACCGGAAUACGCUAAUAAGGUGCAUAAUCGCAGAGCAUGGUCGACAAUAGCGAAAAAGGCGAACAGUUCAAUACCAGAUUGCCGAGACAAAUGGCGGAAAAUCCGAAUAUCCUUCAUGAGGUCACUAAAACAGCAACAAAGCGACAAGCCUCCGAUGAGACCCUACUACCUGACUGAAGAACUGCACUUCUUGAAACCCUUCAUCAAAAUACGGCCCAGAAUACAUGACGAAGGCAAAGAGAUCAAGAAGACCAACGACACUCCAUCAAAAGCAAAUGGAACAGAUAUGGAUGUCGAUUCGCUAUCAAAAAAAGAAAUUAUUUCUGACAGUGACUUAUCAGACUGCUGUGACAGCGAUCUGUUAGAUGAAAGAGAAGUACAUAGAAUAGAACAACCAGUCAAUGGUCAUGCUAACAAUACGAGCGUGAUAAAAUUAGCCAACAGCGUGACAGAAAAUGGGCACUCGACAAAACGACAAAACAGUUGUAGGAACAGCUACAGUGAUGAUAUUGAAGGGAAUCCGAGGAAGAUGUUCCUCUUAAGUCUCUUGCCAGAUGUCGAGUCGUUGACAGAACAAGAAAUGAGAAUAUUCCGACGAGAAGUCAUAAAUGUAGUUGAUAACAUAAUAAACAGCCGGAGUAUACGGAAAUAAAUAUGUUUUUGUUA